AUGAAUAUACGAGUAUCAGUGAAGUAUUGUGGAAGGAGUUUGACUGCUUAAAUCAAUCCCAAGACAACUCUCAACGAGUUGAUUUAACACACUAUAGAUGGGGCAUAUGCUAAAAAGUAGAUGCUACUGAAUCCAGGAGUGUAUUUGUCUGAUAGAGGAAUGUUAUGCAAAGGAGAUGAGCUCAAUAAGGCUUUGGAAGUUUACUUUCCAAUGAUUUCACUUUAAGGUCCACCUGUGGAAUUACUAAUUCUAAGGGAGGAGGAGUUCAUUGAAUAUGAUAUUGCAAUAAAAUCAUAACCCAAAUUGGUUGAUAGUGAGCCUCCUGAUUUGGGGGAUUCUCAACCAAUUUAAAAAUAACCAGAUGUUAGUGAUUUAUUCCCACAAUCAAAUUUGAUGAUUUCAUAACAAGGUGCAAUGAAUUAAGGACAGUUUACUUUGAAAUUUAAAACAACAGCCAAUUUAAGCAAACAAGGAUUCGAAUUUAAAAAUCUAUCAGAUAAUAAUACUAUCAAUGAUAUCAAGGAUCAACUAUUUAAAUACUUUGGCUUCCAAGAUAGAUCUAUUGUUGAUUUGGAUCUUUAUUAUAAUGAUAUCCCACUCCAAGGGGUAAAAUGCAAUAGAACUUUAGCUUAGUUAUCUAUACCCCCUGGAGAGACCAUAGAAAUUAAGGCAAGAUGGACAGGAGGCAGUUUGGCAUGAUAUAAGAUUAUUCAAUAGAAUAUAAAACAAUAUAAACACAAUGAUAUUAAAAAA
Paramecium tetraurelia is the source of this 753-nucleotide messenger RNA. RefSeq lists its product as uncharacterized. NCBI's taxonomy places the organism in Eukaryota, Ciliophora, Oligohymenophorea, Peniculida, Parameciidae. The record is from RefSeq and is a predicted model, not a curated record. The transcript is spliced from 3 exons.